Homalodisca vitripennis (glassy-winged sharpshooter) is the source of this 4870-nucleotide messenger RNA. Its product is annotated as ester hydrolase C11orf54 homolog. NCBI's taxonomy places the organism in Eukaryota, Metazoa, Arthropoda, Insecta, Hemiptera, Cicadellidae. Gene Ontology annotation, molecular function: hydrolase activity, acting on ester bonds; zinc ion binding. Gene Ontology annotation, cellular component: nucleus. The transcript is spliced from 8 exons. The coding region runs from base 292 to 1251 and encodes 319 amino acids. The record is from RefSeq and is a predicted model, not a curated record.
UGAGUGAGUGAGUCAGUCAGUCAGUCAGUUACACAUGCGGUUGUAUAUAUAUUAGACUCAAUACUCUAGCGAUGUAUCGUCUAUUUUUUACAGUAAAUUAAUGUAGUUAAUAUUUUUAUCUUAUCGCUCACAUGGUUUAUUUAUUAUCUAAAGAAUUAUAUUCAUGGUAGCAAAUCUAAUUUUUACUUGUUAUUUGCAGUAUAGCAUUCACUUCAUAAGUUUGAAAUAUAAGCAAUAUUAUAUUAUUGAACUGUUUUGUAAUAGUUUUAAUUAAUUUCACAAGUUAUUAAUAUGGCUCUAAACCCUGAUACUGUUCUUGUUGAAGAAAAACCGCUUUACUGUCCCUCUAUGAACGAUGUAGCUCAAGCUCUUAAAGAUGGCCUCUCCGAAAACUUUGAAACUGUUGAAGUCAGUGUUGUUGAUUGUCCAGAUCUAACACAGAAACCCUUCUCGCUUGCCAGUCAAGGUUUGGGUGGUUCACCGACAAUAUUGGAGGUGGGCGGUGUGCCAUUUCUGAUGCCUCUUGUGAAUCGAUCCAAGAUAUAUGAUUUCAAGGACAUGAACAAAGUGACCGGAGUAAACCCUGCCUUUAUCGUCGGGGCGGGUGCUGGACCUUUCACCUACGCAGGUGUCAAUAGUGAGCUGGUAGCCAACCUCGUAGUGAAGGACGGUGAGGUGCGUCAGCUGUCGCAGAUCGCAAAGUUGAAAGAUGAGAGCAAAGGAAAUGAGUUUGUCACCGAGACACUGCAAGACUCAGUGACUUCGUUUGCUCUAUUGGCCAAUCUGUUCGUGAGCGAAGGAAAACCAGGCAAAGUGUUAAGGGUGCACUGCGCCAAACGCAAGGGGACAUCUGACUUUGUGACGGCUGCCAGAGACAGCCUCCUGAAAGGGUUUCCUGGAAAAGCUAUUGGAGUGGGAGGUACGUUCCUUGUAAACGGCAGCAAGGUGAAGCAGCACAUCAUGGCAGACUUUACAACUACACCUCUGGACACUGAGGAGAAGGUCAACAACUGGUUGCGAUUCUACAGCAUGAACCCACCGCUCGUCGCUCUGGGCACUUUCGUCACCAAUGAUCCGGGGCUGAACUUGCGUGUGAUCCACUUCCACGCACUCAGCGAUCACGGUGAGGCAGGCCAUUACCAUUAUGAUACAGAGCCGGAGAAGGUGGAGUACCUCGCGUACUUCAACCUCGGGACCAAGGUGGUCCGAAUGGACCGACCUCAGGACGAGAGCAAGUUAGGGCAUAAUUGAGUGCAGGUUGCAGAUGCCACAAAAACAACAGUUUUACCAUGUGAUGACAUAAGGUGUUUUCUCUACGACCACCACACAAAACAUACUUUUUUAGACACUAUUGCCAGUAACAGAAAAAAGUAGAGGGCUUGACUCGUUUACUGAGCCACUAAAUUGUAGAAGAGAUAUUUCAGCAAACACCUACUUAAACCCUGGAUCUGCCAGUAAUUUUUUCUAAAGGGAUUUUCAACGCUAUUGCAUGCUUUAAAAAAAUGUUCUUUGAUAUAUGUUAUUUGAUACCUAUUUAAAUAGUUUUUAUAUGAUUUUUCAGCUAAACUCAUAGAUUAGAGUCGUGUUAGUCUCGUACCAAAAAGUAUUUAUUUUUUUUCAAAAAGUAUAAUUUUUUAUUUAAAACAUUUUUUAAAGUAUUUGUUAUUUUAAGGAUAUACAAUAAUUUGAAACUUAACGAUCCAAGAUAGCUUAAAUGUAAGUUAUUAAGUACCUUUUGGAUUAGUAAUAGAUUAAAAGCAUGCUACAGUUAGACAAAUGAGGAAAUCAUUUACAUAAGUUGCUUAGCAACAAAAAUUAAUUUCAGGCACUCGUGUAAAAAUAAUAUAAAAAGUAAAAGAUAUGACAAUUCACUUAAUUUUGGGGUCUAAAGAUUUAAAACACAAUUUUACAACAGUAAGACAAUUUAUUUGGCUUAUUUCUGCAUUUAAAAUCUCAAAGCGCGGCAUCAACAAUUGAACGCAUCUUAGACCAUACGGUUGGUCAAAUAUAGAGCUCGUAAAUACGAAACUUAGGUCACAGACAGCCGAAUACAAGUAGGUUGUAAAGUACAUAUCUUCUGUAAAGUGUCUGAGAGUCCAUCAUAUUUUGUAAAAUGCAUACCUGUUUUGUGAGGUUUUGCGGACUGUCCUUGUAAAAUUUAUAAUCUAAAUAGUAACUUAAAACCCUUUCAACCCCAAGAUUUUUGUGUGGGGAUCUACCAGAUUCCCAGCUCUUGGCGCUGAGGUAUCUGCACCAGUCCCAGCCAUAUUUUAAUAGAAGUGUAGACGUUAGCUAAAAAUUGCAUAGAAUUUUCAUUUAUUGAUGAAAAUUUAUGUCGUUUUUAUGUUUUUACUUCCCAACGUACACUGUAUUGCAUGCUUUAAACUAAAUUUUUGUAAUCAUGCACAAAAAAAAUGUUUUUAACAAAAUUGUUACAAAAAAAAUAAUUCCUAAAUUUUGCAUUUCUAAUGGUAAGGAGAAGCCUCAAAAAAUUCCUAGGUCUGAAACAAUGUUUUUUUUUUUAUUAUUACACAUAAAAUUGAAGUAGAACCCAAGUUUUCAUUGCAAUAUAUUUAUAAAUAGCUGAGAUAAUAUCAAAAGAAAAAAAGAUGUAACAUGGCCAAACAGCCACGGCCAUCUAAAUCAAACUAAAACAUAGUUGGCACAUCGAAUAAAAAGUAUCAAUAGUUACUGUAACUUUGUAGGCCAGUUCAUUACGAGUACUCUGAUAUAAUAAUUAUAAUUAUACUGCAAUUUAUUAUAUUCAAAAAAUAUUUUUUUCAGAACGUCCUAAAAAUAGGACGUUGGGAUCAUAAGCAAUUUCACACGACGUCCUAAAAGUAGACGUUGGGAUCAUACGCGAUUUCAUGUGAUGUCCUAAAAUAAGGACGUUGGGAUUGAAAGGGUAACUUAAAUAUAAAGUGUUAAAUAACACAUUUUUGCAAAGAACACUGUGCUUUCAGACUGUGUAACUAUAAAGUUAAAAAAAACAAUGUCUUUGUUUGAAAAUUAAAAAGAAGUUAAACAAAUAAUAAAAACAAAAUUUACAAUAAAAUAUGCAUAUGUAUUUGAAAUAUUACACAUAUUCAAAAUUUAGAAUAGCCACUAUGUUGGAAAUUGUGUUCUGAAGGCAAAAAUGUAUAAUGUUGAACUGUUUAUAUUAAUAAUCUUUUUAAAAAUUAUUUUUAUAAAAAUAAGUGCACGUUUGGAAUUUUGUCCUACUUGCGGUAGUUAUAUAACACAUUGAUAUAACAAUGUUUUACUUUUUAUAUUAUACUAAAUACAGUAGCAAUACAACAUUUAGAAUAGCCUACUUGUAGCCAAUUUUGCCAUGAACACAGAAAUUAAUAUACAUUACUGUAAGUUUUUUAGCAAUUCAUAAUACUUAUGUAUAUAAAAGAAAGUUAAAAUAGUUAUCAUCUUUUAUGUAAAACAUAAACAAUAUUUACAUACAAUAAUAUCAUUUAACAAUUAAUAACUAUAUAACAACAAAUUGAAAUGAAAACAAGGACUGUAAACAGCGAAAUUUGCAUGUAUAUAUCUGUGCAACAACAAACAGUACAAACACAUUUUGCUGGAAACAACAGCUGAUGAAAAUUAUGUAGACUAAUGUUUGGUACAGAGUACGAGAAAUCAAACACCCACUAAACAUAAAGAAAAACUCAUCGAGUUUUGAACGGUAUAGGUUAUAAUGCGAUUUGAUCUGUAUUAGCAUCAGCAAAAUGAGUUUAAAGAUAUGAAUGUUUAACAUCAAAAUAUUUGAUGAUUACGUUUAGUGAAAGUCUGAGUCAUCAAAAAUAUUGAUGAUGGACGCUUGGAGAGUUAAAGUUGUAAUUUCAUGUGAAAAUUCUGACUUACUUCCGAAUAAAUAAUAAAAAUAUGACUGUAUUAUCCAAUGGUACCAAUGACAUUAUAGAAAGCACAGUCUGUACCAAUGUACCAGUGGCACACCACCCCAUAGCUCCAGGUUUAAAUAUGAGUAACAAUUCUAGGAACUUUUUGAUUCUUCACUAUGUAGAAAGAAGAAUCACAAUAAAAAUGAGUAAAUGCUUAUUUUCAUUGUGCCAUAUUGUACCAACAUUCCAUAACUUUUGAUAAUGUCUGCCUUCCAGUUAUUCCAAACUCACACCUAUAAUUUUUUACGAUUUUGGUUUUCUAUAUCUAUUGAGAAAAUUAUAUUUAUUUGGAAUAACUAAUUUCUCACACGUGAUUGAUUACAAUUUAAAGUAAACUCAUAUGUGAUUGAUUAAUGUUUAAAGUAAACUCAUAUGUGAUUGAUUACUGUUUAAAGUAAACUCAUUUGAUUGAUUACUUUUUAAAGUAAACUUGAGUGUGAUUGAUUAACAUUUAAAAUAAACUCAUAUGUGAUAGGUAGAUGUUAAAUAUAAACUCAUAUGUGAUUGAUUAACAUUUAAAGUUAACUUGUAUGUGAUUCGUAACAACAGUCAGUUGUUCUCAUUUUAAUAGUAACUAGAUUAAAGAUAUAAAAAAUGUUGUCUGUGCCUUCUCUUUUUAGGCGUACAGUGAUUUUAAUUAGUUUAUUACAAGAACACAUUAAGUUUUUUGAAUGUUUAGGAAAACUGUAUACUGUUAAAUUAAGUAUGUAUUCUGUCUGGUUCUUGAUCUAUUGGUUUGGUUCUUAAAUAUAGUAUUAUUUAUAUUUUAUUAAGGUAAUUGUGGGCUUUAAGAUAUAUUUACAGAUAAUAUAUUAUAACAAAUUACCACAUGUUAUGGUGCAUAAUGAGUCAAUUAUAUUGGGUAGGUAGUAGAAUUUUAGAGUAUACUGAAGAUUAUAUACUGUUUUUAUGUAUUAAUGUUUAUAUUUAUAUUAUUGUUGAUAAAUAAAGAGGUUUAUUUGAGUAUAAAUUUA